This is a messenger RNA of Penicillium paradoxum, 243 nucleotides long. RefSeq lists its product as uncharacterized. The transcript is spliced from 3 exons. The coding region runs from base 1 to 243 and encodes 80 amino acids. The record is from RefSeq and is a predicted model, not a curated record. NCBI's taxonomy places the organism in Eukaryota, Fungi, Ascomycota, Eurotiomycetes, Eurotiales, Aspergillaceae.
AUGGGUGCCAGACCUCCGUCAUUGACUGAGAGUGUAACCGAUUAUCCUGUCGAGAAUGGAAGAAGGUAUCACAGGUACCACGAGGGAGCCUAUGUAUACCCCAAUGAUGAAAGGGAAUUGGAUCGCCUUGAUAUGCAACACCACAUGUUCAAAAUGGCGACGGACGGGAAGUUAUUCCAUGUCCCCCUCCAGGACCCAAAAAGAUACUUGAUAUUGGCACUGGCUCAGGGAUAUGGCCAAUAG